Molecule: messenger RNA, 2131 nt
Organism: Neltuma alba
Lineage: Eukaryota; Viridiplantae; Streptophyta; Magnoliopsida; Fabales; Fabaceae
Product: NAC domain-containing protein 78
Exons: 6
Coding region: 179-1840 (553 amino acids)
Biological process (GO): regulation of DNA-templated transcription
Molecular function (GO): DNA binding
Source: RefSeq, a predicted model, not a curated record
CGAGCUUCAUCGCUGAAAUGGCUUGCCUGCCUUCUUCUUGCAUUUCCUCUCAACUCUCUGACUGCAAUUGAAACACCAAAGAAACCUAAUUCCCAAUUGCCCUCUUUUAAUACUUUGUUCUAUUUCAUACCCGAAUUUUAAUUUCAGUUUCAGCGAUUCACCUCGAUUGGAUCCACGAAUGGGUCGUGAUUCUGCGACUUCUCUCGCCCCCGGAUUCCGAUUUCACCCCACCGACGAAGAAAUCGUUCGCUACUACCUCAGGCGCAAGGUGUGUGGCAAAUCCGUCCGGUUCAACCCUAUUGCCGUCAUCGACAUCUAUAAAUCCGAACCCUGGGACCUCCCCUGUCAGUCGAAGCUGAAAAGUAGGGACUUGGAAUGGUACUUCUUCAGUGGGCUGGACAAGAAGUACGGGAAUGGGUCGAAGACUAAUCGGGCUACGGAGAAAGGGUACUGGAAGACGACGGGGAAGGAUCGUCCUGUCCGACACAGCUCGCGAAUUGUCGGAAUGAAGAAGACCCUGGUUUAUCACAGUGGUCGAGCGCCGCACGGUACUCGUACCAAUUGGGUUAUGCAUGAGUACAGAAUGGCCGAUGAAGAAUUGGGGAAUGCAGGAAUAGCUCAGGAUGCUUUUGUGCUCUGUAGGGUUUUCCAGAAGAGCGGUACCGGGCCAAAGAAUGGAGAGCAGUACGGUGCCCCCUUUAUAGAGGAGGAAUGGGAUGAGGAUGAGGUGGCUCCGGUGUCAGGGGAAGGGGCUGUUACUGAUGAAGUUUUAAUGGGUGAUGAUGUUGAUGCUUUCGUUGAAACAAACGACCUUGAGCAGAACCUCGAUACGGACAUAGCAUCUGCUAGUGCUGCUGUUCCCGUCAACAUGUGUUAUGGGGAGAGUAGUAGCUACCCUGUACCUGAGUAUUCCCAGGAAGCCACUGAAGACCAGAAGCCCUUUGUAAGCAGGGGUGAAACUUGUGAGCCUCAAGAGGGUCAGUUCCUGAAUAUACCUGAGCAGCAUGCUGUGGACGGUAAAACAUCGAAGGAUGAAUAUAAAGCGGAAGCUUGGCAUGAUGGAAGUCCUCUUAACUUUAAUCAUUCACUUGAUGAUCUAUACUUGGAUGCUUUUGAUUUUCCUCAGAUCGGUGAUGGUUCAUUCCUGGAAACCAAUGAUCUUUUGAAUCCCAUUGAGGCGGAUCUUGAUACCAAGGACAUGCUGGAUGAGUAUCUUAACUACUUGGACGCUGAUGAUGAUAUUUCCAAGUUUAUAUCUUUUGAGUCUCCUCAGAUUAAUGUAGAAUCAGUUCCUGACCAAGGACUGCCUUUCAUUCAGAAUGUGGAUGAGGAACCGAACAUGGCAUGCAAGCAGAAGUUUGAUGAAGCACCUUGUAGUGAUGGAGCUUCCUCUUCUAAGCAGAAUCCUGAAUUGUCAAAAUCAGUACCAGGUGAUAUGAAUCCAUUGACAAAAAGGGCCAGUCGCUUGUUGGACAGCAUCCCUGCGCCUCCUGCCUUUGCUUCAGAGCUUCCACCCAAAGACAUUGCUCUUCGACUUCAUUCUGCUGCUCAAUCUUCCAAUCAUGUAACUGCAGGUAUGAUUAGAGUAACUAACAUUACUCUUAGAGGUAACGGGAUGGACUGGACGCUUGGCAAGAAUGGAGGGUUCAACUUCGUGAUCUCUUCUGAUUUUUCUCAACCUAGUUAUAAUUCUGAUGCGCUGGUCCCCGUUUCUGGCUUUCUAUCUGGCAAGAGUGCCUGUUUGGUGUCACAUUGCUGGUUUUUCUUGAUGCUGUUUUCGGUUCUUAUUCUUUCACUGAGUUGCAAGAUUGGGAGUUGCAUGUAUGCUGCCGGUAAAUGACACACGGAAGGCUGUGUAUACGAUGCAAUAAGCAAUAAGCUGCACUCAGCUGAUUGUUCUUUGGUAUCAGUGAUACAUUUAUCGAGUGACUAGGAUCUUAAGACGCUGUAGAAUUCUCUAGUUAAAUUUUGUCAGACUGACUGCUAGCUGAUGUGUUGUUUUGUAUAUCUUCAUUGUAAUUUAUACAUAAUUGACAUUCAUAUUUUGGUUUCAGGAUGUCAAAAGCUAUACUAGUAUUUGGUUUAUAUAGUACAUAAUAUACAUUAAUUUUAUAGGUUAUUUCCGCCUCAA